AUGAUCGGUCGCGGGAAUGCUCGCCGGGCUGCACGCCGUGUCUUUGGCGCCCUGCAAGAUCAGCGGUUGAAUCAACAGCUUUUUCUGUGCAUCUUUGACGAAAUUGUCGACGCCAUGUUCAAGCGCUCUUGACCUACCUUUGACGACAUAUCCUUGCUCGUCCUUUCAUGAACGUCAAGGAUAUCUAUCGGCGGAUCAAUCUGCUCUAUCCCGACCCAUACCAAUAUGGAAGAAAGCCUAGCCAACUUUGAUAGCUGGCUCAGCAGGGACAACGCUGGACCGUGGUCGCUUUUCAGUCUCACCGAUGCACAGAAGGAGUCUCUCCUAUGGAUAGGAACGUCAAUUGUCACUGUAGUGGCAUUCUGGAGAGGCAUCCCAUAUCGGUACCAGUGGGUCCAGGUGUGGUACAAAGACCAACAGACGGAAGAUUGGGAGAUCAAGUCUAUGGUCGUACUCAAGUGGAUACCGCUGCUUGCGCCCAUCAAAUAUCUGACCGUGCUGUUUCACGAGAUCAGCCAUGCUAUAGUUGGGACAGCCACGGGCGGUAGGGUCAUUUUGAUCGUGGUGGAUUUCAAUGAAGGAGGUUGUACACACUUUUCACGGAAACACCCGCCAAAUUACAUCGCAACGCUUCCUGCCGGGUACAUUGGAAGCUGUAUCUGUGGUUGCAUCUUCAUAAUCCUAGGCUUUGACACGUUGUCAUCGAAAUACGCAUUCAUCUUCUUUGAAGGCCUAACGGCGGUAUCCCUCCUCGUCUGCAUCGCGACCUUGCCUAAAUCAUUCCUAUUGCACAAAAGACAUGCCAUACGAAAGCGCUUCCACAUGCUGCGCGGUGACAAGUCUCGAGCGGAUGAACACGGUGACAGAGCAAGGGAGCAAGAAGACCUGCUGAAGAAAGGUGAAGAGGCGGACCACGACCAUGUCCCACCCGAAGCCAAAGAUGAUCUGCCGAGUGCGAAAGAGCGCAUGGUCUCUGCUGAAGCGAUCGUUCUCACCAACCUGAUCAUUGGCGCCAUCGUUGCCAUAGCCUGGUUCAUCUCAGACUCACUCUACCUUCGAUUCGUGAUUCUGUUCAUCGGCGUGAUGAACGCUUUGUAUGCCAUUUGGGACAUUUUCCUAGACGGCAUCAAGUACGGCACACAGACAUCGGAUGUGACCCUGAUGGUGCGCGUUUGGAGCCGCAGGCGUCAAAUUGCGGACAAGAAACUGCAUACUGGGAGAUGUAAGAUAAGAGAGUUUCAGAGCUAACAACGAGACUACGCCAUAAUUUGGUUAUCCAUCCAGUCCACCCUGCUUGUUGCCAGCGUGCUGGCCGGACUACUCCUGUUCAGACAUACGAUCGCUGAGCAAGCCAUCCGAUCACGGGAGUUCCUCCCCUCGCCGAAUCAUUAUGGACCGGCUGAUCUGCUCGCGCAAGGCUAUGACUCAAUUCAGGAUGCCUCGCAAGACCUGCAAGGACUGUUU
This is a messenger RNA of Kockovaella imperatae, 1464 nucleotides long. Its product is annotated as peptidase M50B-like-domain-containing protein. Bases 226 to 1248 code for a protein of 340 amino acids. The transcript is spliced from 7 exons. NCBI's taxonomy places the organism in Eukaryota, Fungi, Basidiomycota, Tremellomycetes, Tremellales, Cuniculitremaceae. The record is from RefSeq and is a predicted model, not a curated record.